Molecule: messenger RNA, 5154 nt
Organism: Cavia porcellus (domestic guinea pig)
Lineage: Eukaryota; Metazoa; Chordata; Mammalia; Rodentia; Caviidae
Gene: Cstpp1
Product: centriolar satellite-associated tubulin polyglutamylase complex regulator 1
Exons: 9
Coding region: 16-1125 (369 amino acids)
Source: RefSeq, a predicted model, not a curated record
GCCAACUUCUCAAGGAUGAGAGUCCCACGAAACCCCGGCCGCCGCGAAGCGACUGCUCCCGGAACUUGCUUGGCCGGCUCGCUGUUGCAGCACGGAGGCUGUAUGCGAGACAACCCCUCCGCCUGCAUCUCUCCUCCCGCAGGCUGGGUGCCAUGGCAACCGAGAGAGCCUACAAUCUGGCUUCCGGAAGCCGGAGAACGGCAGCCUGGAAGCUCCCGGGGUUUAAGGAUGCUGAGCCCCGAGCGCCUAGCCCAACCUGACUACGAGUAUCUGGCUCAGCGCCAUGUGCUCACGUACAUGGAGGACGCCGUGUACCAGCUGCUGGAGAACAGGGAGGACAUUAGCCAGUAUGGCAUCGCCAGGUUCUUCAUGGACUAUUUUAACAGUGUGUGCCAGGGAACUCACAUUCUGUUUCGGGAAUUCAGCUUUAUCCAAGCCACACCCCACAACAGGGCAUCAUUUUUACGGGCCUUCUGGAGAUGCUUCCGAACAGUGGGCAAAAAUGGUGACCUGCUGACCAUGAGAGAGUACCACUGCCUGCUGCAGCUGCUGUGCCCCGACUUCCCACUGGAGCUCACCCAGAAAGCAGCCAGGAUCGUGCUCAUGGACGACGCCAUGGACUGUUUGAUGUCUUUUUCAGACUUCCUUUUCGCCUUCCAGAUCCAGUUUUACUACUCAGAAUUCCUGGACAGCGUGGCUGCCAUCUACCAGGAUCUGCUGUCAGGCAAGAAUCCCAACACAGUGAUUGUGCCGACAUCGUCCAGUGGGCAGUACCGCCAGCGACCUGCCUUGGGUGAGGCUGGCGUCCCUGAGGGAGUGGAAGCGUCACUGUUCUACCAGUGCCUGGAAAACCUGUGUGACCGGCACAAGUACAGCUGCCCACCCCUGGCCCUUGUCAAGGAGAUCCUGAAUGGCGUGCAGAGGCUGACGUUCUAUGGCUUCCUGGGGACCCUCUCCAAGCACCCUGGCAUCAACCAGGCCCUGGGAGCUCUGCCUGACAAAGCGGAUCUGAUGCAGGACCCGGCCAUGGACGAGGAGCUAGAGCGGCUGGUGGUGAGGUCGAGGCUGCACCGGACCCCAAGGCAGCACAGGGCCAAGGAGCCGGGGGCCACGGGUGCUCCAUGAAGAGACAAGCUGGAGGCCCCGGAGAAAGCGCCCAAGCCAAGUUGGUGGCAGCCCGAAUGAGCCGGGCGGGUGGGGAGGCAGCAAGAGGCCAGGCCUUGCUGACCACAGGCCCCGUGGGGGCUUUAUUGACACCGCUUUGUUUCAAUACAAACAGUCCUGAAAGAAGUCUGUCCCUCGGGGGGAGGGCCGAAUGGUCUUGUGUCCCUGGGGCCCAACUCACCACCCCCAGGUAGGGGCUGGGCCCAGACUGCUGCAUUGGCAGAGAAGAUGGCACCAAGAUGACACAGUGUGUGGCGCAGCUGCCAGAGAUGAGGCCUGCUGUAGGCCUUGCAAGUGCUCGCCACCAGGGUGCUGGCCAAGACCCUAGCCCCAGAGAAUGCAGAGGAGGAAGCUGAGCCUGCAGCGAGCUCUAUCCCUGUCCCCCAUCCUGUCCCUGAUCCUAUCCCAGUACCUCUGGCUGGCAGUGUGAGUGUAGCAUACACUCCCAGCUCAGAGUAGGAAGGAGGGAUGGGUACAGUCAGGGAUGCCGUGGCCACAGUGAUGUGGGGGCUCAGACAGCAGCAGGCAGCCUCCCAGAUGGAGGCAGGAGAGGAUCACUCGGGCCUCCAGGUCGUCCCAAAGGAAACCGAAAGUGCUGGGUAGUCUCUAGCCCUUAGUCCCCAACAUCCUUCCCUUGUUCUCCCUGGCACCCAGAAGAGGUUACCAGUGACAGUGGGGAAAGUCCAGGGCCUCCCCAGGGGGGCUCCCCCACCACAGAGCAGAGGAAGCCCACGACCCCAGAGAGCUGACAGAAGCUUGCGUGGUUCACUGCCCUAAGAGAAGCGCUGACCAGAGCCAAGUCAGGCGCCUGCCCUCCUCUCAGCAUAGCCAAAUGAGCAGCAGCUUUGGGCAGGGCCCUGGGAUGCCAGCAUGGAGGAGGGCUUGAGGGGACAAGAAGGGGCACAAUCCACAGGCCAGGCGAGGCAAGCACUGAUGCGGUCCUGCCCUUGGUCCUCCAAGGCCGCCCACUGGCACACCACAUAGAGAAGUUGCCAACCUUCUCCAGUGUCCACGAGGCAGGUGUCACCAGCCUGGCAGUCACAGGGAUCCUGCUGCUGACACUGCCAUGGGCUUGAACCACAGGGCUGGGGUCAGUAAGAACCAUAGCGAUCCUGGGGUGGGAACAUGAAAAAUGAAGUCAGCUUCUAGGCCACUGUGACACCCAGAUGUGCACCACCUCCCAUAUAUCAUACCACAGAGAGGGGACACAGCCCAGGAACAAGACUGUGAACUACAACACAACAGCAUCCCACGGCACAGAGCCCCAGGACAGAGCCAAGAAAAAAGACACUGCAUUCCAUCUGGAGUCUGUACUCACCUGCAGUGAGUUCAUCACCCCAUUAGCCAGCACAGCCAUCUUGCCAGCCACAGACUUGACCCCCUGCUUAAACUGUGCGAUGUCAGCAGUAGGGAGCACAUUCCCCAGAGACACACUUCCUGCAAAGGCAAGGGAGGUGACCUGGAGCCCCGCAGGCAGCCCUCCCAGAGCCCGCCACACACCACAGCCCUACCUGCUCCAUGAGCUCCAUCCGAGUCCCCAAAGAGGUCUGCAGAGCUGAUGGCACUGCUGCCCGAGAGCUGCUGCAGACGGGACCUGGCUUCGUACUGUGAAGGAAAAAUACGGCUUGGGGACCUUCAGCCAGGAAGGUGACAACUCACACAGCCAAGCUGCAAUGACAUAGAAGCCCGGGAUGGGGGCAGGCAGGGAGCUCUCACCUCUACCUGUCGCCUGCAGUGUCACGUCCCAGCGCACUCACCUCAGUGUCCACCUCCCGCCCAAAGAACAUGUCCGACGAGAUGGCUUUGGCACCUGCAAACUUCUGCUGGGCUUCACUGGACUCUGGGCCUGAGCCCCGGCUCUCCACCUCCCUCCGGUUUGUAGCUCUGAGUGGGGUGCAGAAAGGUCCGAAACCAUAGUUCUGCCUGUGGCUUUGGGACACAGAAACCCCCUCCCCAGGGACAGAAUCUCCAAAGGAUCUCAAAAGCCCCCAUUCUCUACAGAGCCCAGCACAGCAUAGAAACCUGGCUUGGGGGAGCCUGGGCUUUGGCCCCAACCCACUGUGACAUCCCAAGGUCCAGCCCAUACCGUCACUACAGCUACUUUGGCCCCAGUGACAAUCUGCCCAACACUGGGGUGACCACAUGGCUCAGUUUGCUCUGACAGCCUCCAUGCACAGACACCAGGCUAGGGGUUGCACAAGGAUCACAUUUAAUUCUUCCAGCAACUCUGUGAAGUGGCUAUUUGUUUCACAAAUGAUCUGCAGGUAACUUACCAACAAAUCAUUGCUCAGAUCAACAUGGAGUCAAGUUUUUAAAAAAUAAAUUAGCGGGGGCUGGGGAUUUAGCUCAGCAGCAUAAGUGACUGCCUUGCAAGUGUGCAGUCGUGAGUUUGAUCCCUGGUACCGAUAAAAAAUGAAAAAGACAAAAUAAGUUAGGGGCCACUGUGCAGCUCAGUGACAGCACUCCAGCAACACGGGCAAGGAAGAACCUAGCUCCAUCUCCAGCACCACCAACACAUGACUAGGAGGGGACCAAACACACAGCCUUUAAGAAGGAGGCCCAGGAAAAAAAAAAAAAAGGAGACCAGGGCUGACAGGUAAAAUCAGGGUCCUUCUGCCAGAGAAACGGCUCCGAAGCCACAAAGGUCCCAGGCUCUUGGUGGUAAGGCACAGCUCACACCAAAGCUGGGUCCCCUCACUCUCUAUACUGAGAUAGUGCCUACCACAGGGGGCUACAACGAUGCUAUGUUUACAACUACACAAAAUGACAUUGGCAAUUCAGCUCCCCACCUUAUAGCCACAUGUUUAGGGCUCGAGAUCAACACAGCGAGUGGUCCCCACAUGGCCACAGACAUCGUCACCAGAAGUCCUGCUGUAUUUGCUGCCCCAGACCCCCUGUACCUUUCUGAAAUAGGCCUGAUGCUUGAGAUGGUCACUUCUGGCUCCUUCUCUUCCACCCUGUCCAUACCCCAGGUGGCAUCUGAGUCCCAGCGAGAACCAAAGGAUUCCAAGGAAAAUGGGUUGUCCUUAUACCUAGCAAGACAGCAGAGAGGCUCAAAGCAGCCUGAAGAGAAAUAUGGUGGCCAAGUCUCUGCCCCAGCAGCAGCCUUACUUUGGGGGCCCAGAGGCGAAAGUUCCAACAUCAUCAAACAAGUCCAGCUGUGAGCGGGAGGAUUUUGCAGUCACUGGGGUCUCCUGCUCGAUCACUUGCAUCUCAGACAGCACGGAGUGGGAGACAGAGCUGUGCAGAAGUGGAACGGGCAUGUGGAUGGCAUCAGCAUCGUGGCACAGGAGCAGCCACCUGGCUGCUGGUUCACUUCCCCCUUCACUCCCUGCUGUGUACCAUGUGGGGUGUUGGCCAUCUAGGACAAGGCCAGCGGGACACCAGGCACUGCUGGUGAACUGGGGGGAAGAGCGUCCUGGAAGAGCGUCCCUGGCCAGCAGCUGCUGCCCGUGAGCACCUUACUACCAGCUGCACUACACAAGUGCUGCAUCCUAGACAACCAUCCCCUACUUGGUGUACCAGAGGAGAAAAGCCCCGAGCAAGAGAAAUGCCCAGAUAAGCAGACGACCCAGGGCAUCAAGGAGAAGUUAACCAUCCCGUUCCUUGGAAAGCACCCCAAGUAUGGCCCAGAUGAAGCGCCCAGGUGGUUGUCACUCUCUGGGGACAAGGGUGGGGGAUGAGGGGAUGGCUGUGGGCCUCCCUCCUCUGCCAGGCUCCACAGGGGCGCAUGCAGGAUUCAUGGGCACCAAAUGAAUGCUUUAGAAACUAUCUAUAGUUUCUGGCUGGAAGAACAGGCUCCCUACCUCCCAAAGAAUGUUUUACAACUGGCUUUAGAUAGGGUAGGGUGUAUUUGAAUAAUAGAGUUUGUUGUACAGCAAACGAAGAAAAAAACAGUUGCGAAGUUGUUCAUGGCCUUUAACGCAGUCACCCUUCUGUGACCAAAACAGAGAAUAUAAAUUUAGUAAAUGUAGUAUCUCCUCAAAUCCU